GCGGAAGUGGCGGGACAGGAAGAGGACACCGGACGUGGCCGUCGUCAUGGCGGCGGCGACGGCUUAGGCCAGGCUUGGUGGAUUCCUGAGCCGCUGGGAUGACGCAGGCAGAGUUACGGCUCUGCUCCCUCCUGCUCCAGGAGCACUUUGGGGAGAUCGUGGAAAAAGUCGGGAACUCCCUGCUCCGGACGGGACCGCGGCCGCUGCGGCUCCUGGUGGGGGACACGGGGCUGCUCCCGGAUCAGGUGAAAAAGGCCCUUUGUGUCCUAAUCCAGCACAACCUGGUACGGUACGAGGUGCAGCCCCGGGGAUCCGUGGAAUAUGAGGCAAGGAGCGAGCGCAUCCUGCGGAUCCUGCGCUACCCCCGCUAUAUCUACACAGCCAAGACGCUUUAUGGGGAUCCAGGGGAGCUGCUGGUGGAGGAACUUCUGCUCCAUGGGCACCUUCCCAUGAGCUGCGCUGUUGCCAGGGUUGCUGAUCGCCUCACUGAAACCAUGGAAGAUGGGAAAACCAUGGAUUACACAGAAGUGUCCAGCACAUUUGUGCGCCUGGCAGAUACCCACUUCAUCCAGAGGUGCCCGAUAGUCCCAGAAAGCCCCCAGAGUGCCAAGGCACUGCCGCGCUCUGCGCCUGCCCUGGCUAUUGACGAGAAGGACAUGUACAUUGUGCCUCGGCUCAACCUUGUUGGGAAAGGGAAGCGGAGACACUCGUGUGACAAGGAGGAGGAGGGGGAGCACAAAACCAAAAGACAGAAGCAAGACGGAGGAAGCUCAGAGACUCCCCCAGAUGAUGGCAUUUACUGGCAAGUCAACCUGGAGCGCUUUCACCAGCACUUCCGUGACCAGGCUUUGGUCAGUGCUGUGGCCAGCCGCAUGGACCAGACCAGCAGUGAGGUGGUGCGGACGAUGCUGCGCAUGAGCGAGGUGACCACAGCCUCGGGUGCAUCCCACACGCAGCCCCUCUCCUCCAAUGAGAUAUUCCGAUCUCUUCCAUCUGGGUACAACAUUGGGAAGCAGGUGUUGGACCAGUACCUGGCACUCCUGGCCGACGACCCGCUGGAAUUUGUGGGGAAGUCGGGGGACAGCGGUGGGGGCACCUACACUGUCAAUCUGCACAAGGCCCUGGUGUCCCUGGCCACAGCCACGCUGGAGUCCAUUGUGGAGGAGAGGUUUGGCUCCCGCUGCGCCAGGAUAUUCCGCCUGCUCCUGCGCAAGAAGCACCUGGAGCAGAAGCAGGUGGAGGAUUUUGCCAUGAUCCCAGCCAAGGAAGCCAAGGACAUGCUCUACAGGAUGCUCUCAGAGAACCUGGUGUCCUUGCAGGAGAUUCCCAAGACUCCGGACCAUGCUCCAUCCCGCACCUUUUACCUGUACACGGUGAAUGUGAUGGCCGCUGCUCGGAUGCUGCUUCACAGAUGCUACAAGAGCGUGGCUAACCUGAUGGAACGAAGGCAGCAUGAGAUGCGGGAGAACAAGAGGCUCCUAGAGAAGUCCCAGCGUGUGGAGGCCAUUCUGGCCUCCAUGCAGGCCACGGGUGCUGAGGCGGCGCAGCUGCACGAGGUCGAGGAGAUGAUCACAGGUCCUGAGCGGCAGCAGCUUGAGACCCUAAAACACAACGUCAACAAGAUUGAUGCCAGUGAGAACCAGGUGGAUGAGACCAUCUUUGUGCUGGAGUCAUUCAUUGAGAGCACCACGAAGAGGCCAUGAGGGAACAGGACGGGAACAAGGACAUGGACACAAACAAGGACAGGGGUAUGGAUGGGGACGUGAAUGGGGACGGGGAUCAGAUGCCUCUGCCCACAGUGCUUGUGCUGCUGAGGAGAAUAAAGCAACAGUUGCUAAUGCA
Messenger RNA from Parus major (Great Tit), 1842 nucleotides. RefSeq names its product RNA polymerase III subunit C (gene POLR3C). Gene Ontology annotation, molecular function: single-stranded DNA binding. The transcript has 15 exons. The coding region runs from base 99 to 1703 and encodes 534 amino acids. The record is from RefSeq and is a predicted model, not a curated record. Gene Ontology annotation, cellular component: RNA polymerase III complex. NCBI's taxonomy places the organism in Eukaryota, Metazoa, Chordata, Aves, Passeriformes, Paridae. Gene Ontology annotation, biological process: DNA-templated transcription.